CGGGGCGGCCGGCGGGAGCCCCCUCCUUCCUCCUCCUCCUCCCUACCCACCCACCCACCACCCACCGCCCCAACCCCACAUCCCGCAUCCCGCAUCCCGCCCUGUCGGGGACCCUGCUGCUCCCCGGGCUGGCCGAGCACCCCUCGGCACCCCCUCUCCGCACCCCUCUCCCAACCCCAGCCCUGCUUGGCCCGGAGGCCGGGGUGGGGAGGAAUCCGCCACCUCAACGCGGACACCGUCAAUUUUGGGGUGACUUUGCUUUUUUGCUUUUUUUUUUUUUUUUUUUUUUUUUUUUUUUUGGGCUGGGUUUUCUCCCCACGCCACCCUCUUCGCCCGCAAAGGUGCCCCCGCCAUCCUGCGGUGGCCGGAUGGUUUUUCUCCCCCCCGGCUCUGAACCGCAAGGCCGUCGCUGUUGGUGCUGCCCGUCUUCUCCCACCGCCGCUGGAUGCCAACGCCGGGGCCGGAUUCAGCCUCGGCGAGAAGGUCACGGUACCUCCAGCCCACCCUUUUCCUCCCUGCUGUCGCCAAGCCCGGCUCCGUGCCGUGGCCGUGGUGCGGCAGAGGGGACGUCGGCUGUAGAGGAAACCCACGCCCGGGGCGAGCAGAGAAAAUCCCCUGGGAGGUUUCGACUAUUUGGUUCGUCUUCUCCUGCAUGAGACAACCCCGGCUCUGCGGCUCCGCCGGGCUAUGGCCACGCAGUGAAGAUGUCCGUGGCCAGGCUCAACAGCGUCAAUGGCUUUCUGGAGGACGGCAGGAUGGAGGCAGGGGACAUGGGCAGGAUCCUCCGCUGCCUGGAGAUGGGCACCGUCCUUACCUUGUUCUAUCAGAAGAAGUCACAGAGGCCAGAGCGAAGGACCUUCCAGGUGAAGUUGGAGACCCGGCAGAUCAUCUGGAGCCGGACGCCCGAGAAGGUGGAGGGGGACAUCGACAUUCGGGAGAUCAAGGAGAUCCGCCUGGGAAAGAACUCGCGGGACUUCGAGCGCUACCCUGAGGACGCUCGCAAGCUUGACUUCACCAUGUGCUUCAUCAUCCUCUAUGGGAUGGACUUCAGGCUGCGGACACUCAGCGUGGCAGCUUUCUGCGAGGAGGACAUCAACCUGUGGAUAACGGGCCUCAACUGGCUGGUGGCGGACACCCAGAAAGCCCAGACCCCGCUGCAGAUUGAGAGGUGGCUGCGGAAACAGUUCGAUGGGAUGGACCGGUCACGGGAAGGCAGUAUCACGGUGAAGGACCUGAAGGCCAUGCUUCCCCAGGUGAACUACCGCGUCCCCAACAUGAGGUUCCUACGGGACAAGCUUGUGGAGGUGGAAGCCAGGAACGAGAUGACUUUCUCCCACUUCAUCCAGUUCUACAAAAACCUGAUGUUUGAUGCACAGAAGUCGGUCAUCGAGCAGCUGGAGCUCUCCUUCCCCCUGCGGAACGUGGACCGCCCCGAGCUGUGCCAAGUCUCCCUCUACGACUUCCAGAAGUUCCUGCUGCACGACCAGAAGGAACCCUGGGCCAGUGACGUGGGCAUGGUGCGGGACUACAUGUGCACCUACCUCAAGGAAGGCUCCAGUGAGGCGGCAGACCCCUCCUUCCAGCUGGAUGAGUUCCUCACGUACCUCUUCUCCAAGGAGAACAUGGUGAUGGAUGCCAAGUAUGAGCGUGUGGUGCCUGAGGAGAUGAACCACCCCCUGUCCCAGUACUGGAUCUCCUCUUCCCACAACACGUACCUGACAGGGGACCAGUUCUCUAGCGAGUCCUCCCUGGAGGCGUACGCCCGCUGCCUGCGCAUGGGCUGCCGCUGCAUCGAGCUGGACUGUUGGGAUGGCCCAGACGAUCUCCCUAUCAUCUACCAUGGCCACACACUCACCUCCAAGAUCAAGUUCCUGGAUGUGCUGCACACCAUUAAGGAGCAUGCAUUCGUCACCUCCGAGUUCCCCAUCAUCCUCUCCAUUGAAGACCACUGCAGCAUCGUCCAGCAGAGGAACAUGGCCUCCCACUUCAAGAAGGUCUUUGGGGACAUGCUACUCACCAAGCCGGUGGACAUCAAUGCCGAUGAGCUGCCCUCACCCACACAGCUCAAGAAGAAGAUCCUAAUCAAGCACAAGAAACUGGUUGAAGGGAACCUGUACGAGGAGGUCUCCACUGCCAGUUACUCAGAGAACGACAUCAGCAACUCCAUCAAGAAUGGCAUCCUCUACCUUGAAGAUCCCAUCGACCACACCUGGAGCCCCCAUUAUUUUGUCCUGACAAGCAACAAGAUCUACUACUCGGAGGAGACGUCCCGCUACCAGUUCAACGAGGAUGAGGAGGAGGUGGAGCAGAAGGAGGAGUUCAACAACAACGAGCUGCACUUCACGGAGAAGUGGUUCCACGGGAAGCUGGGAGGUGGCCGCGAUGGACGGCAGAUUGCUGAGAAGCUGCUGCAUGAGUACUGUACUGAGACGGGUGGCAAGGAUGGCACCUUCCUGGUGCGCGAGAGCGAGACCUUCGUGGGCGACUACACCCUCUCCUUCUGGAGGUCCAGCCGGGUGCAGCACUGUCGGAUCCACUCGCGGCAGGAGGCCGGUGCCACCAAGUUCUACCUGACGGACAACCUGGUCUUCGACAGCCUCUACAGCCUCAUCUGCCACUACCGCGAGGUGCCACUCCGCUGCAACGAGUUUGAGAUGCGCCUCACUGACCCCGUCCCCCAACCCAAUGCCCACGAGAGCAAAGAGUGGUACCAUGCCAGCUUGACGCGCCUACAGGCCGAGCACAUGCUGAUGCGGGUCCCACGGGAUGGAGCCUUCCUGGUGCGCAAGCGCAGUGAACCCAACUCCUAUGCCAUCUCCUUCCGGGCAGAGGGGAAGAUCAAGCACUGCCGCAUCCAGCAGGAAGGUCGGCUCUUCAUGCUGGGCAGCUCAGCUGAGUUCGAGAGCCUCGUGGACCUUGUCAGCUACUAUGAGAAGCACCCGCUUUACCGCAAGAUGAAGCUGCGCUACCCCAUCAAUGAGGAGACUCUGGAGAAGAUGGGCACCACCGAGCUAGACUAUGGAGCCCUGUAUGAGGUGCGGACCCCCCACUUCUAUGUAGAGGCCAACAAGAUGCCGAUGGCCAGGUGCACGGUGAAGGCUCUCUACGACUACAAAGCACAGCGGGAGGAUGAGCUGUCAUUCUGCAAGCAGGCCAUCAUCCACAACGUCGACAAGCAGGACGGCGGCUGGUGGCGGGGGGACUAUGGGGGCAAGAAGCAACUGUGGUUCCCGGCUAACUACGUGGAGGAGAUCGUCAGCACACAAGCGCAGGAGCAGGAUGAGGCCUCGUCGGAAAACAGCCCCUUGGGGAACUUCUUGAAGGGCUUCAUCGAUGUGCCGUCCUGCCACGUCGUUAUCUCCAAAGACGGGAGGAGCUCCAAACCAUUUGUCUUCACCAUCCAUUCCCAGCAGAUGUCCCACGCAGCCCAGUCGCUGGACGUGGCCGCAGACACGCAGGAGGAACUCAGCGAGUGGGUGGCCAAGAUCCGAGAGGCCACGCAGAACGCCGACGCCAGGAUGCAAGAGGGGAAGAUCAUGGAGCGAAGGAAGAAGAUUGCGCUGGAGCUCUCCGAGCUGGUUGUGUAUUGCCGCCCGGUGCCGUUUGAUGAGGACAAGAUUGGGACAGACAAGGCGUGCUACCGAGACAUGUCCUCCUUCCCGGAGACCAAGGCGGAGAAGUACGCCAACCGCAGCAAGGGCAAGAAGUUCCUGCAGUACAACCGGCGCCAGCUCAGCCGCAUCUACCCCAAAGGGCAGCGCCUGGACUCCUCCAACUAUGACCCGUUGCCCAUGUGGAUCUGUGGUAGCCAGCUUGUGGCCCUCAACUUCCAGACGCCCGACAAGCCAAUGCAGCUGAACCAGGCGCUCUUCAUGCUCGGUGGCCGCAGCGGCUACGUCCUGCAGCCUGACAUCAUGAGGGAUGAGACGUUCGACCCCUUCGACAAGAACAGUCUGAAGAUUGUGGAGCCCAUCACAGUGCAGCUGCAGAUCCUUGGUGCCCGGCACCUACCCAAGAACGGGAGGAGUAUCGUGUGCCCCUUCGUGGAGGUGGAGGUGUGCGGCUCCGAGUAUGACAACAGCAAGAACAAGACGGAUGUUGUAGCCGACAACGGCUUCAACCCCGUCUGGCUCUUCAAGCAGUUUGUCUUUGACAUCAACAACCCCGAGUUCGCCUUCCUCCGCUUCGUGGUGUAUGAGGAGGACAUGUUCAGUGACCCCAACUUCUUGGCACAAGCCACCUUCCCCGUCAAGGGCCUCAAAACAGGCUACCGGUCGGUGCCGUUGAAGAACAGCUACACCGAGGACCUGGAGCUUGCCGCCCUCCUCAUCCACAUUGAGAUCAUCAAUGCCAAGGAGGAAGAUGAGGAGAACCUCUACUCGUCCAUCCAGCAGCUACGGGACCGCGCCAGCGAGCUCUCCAGCCAAGUCUCCAGCUAUGAGCGCACCAACGGCUGUGACUCCCGCUACCAGCAGCGCCUCGACGAGCUGCGGGCAGCCCAGGAGCGGCUCAUGGAGCUCACCGAAGUCCGCAACCGCAAGUUGAUGGAGAAGAAGAAGAGGGACCGGCAGAUGGUCACCAAACGCAGCUGAGCUGGUUGAGUGCGAGCCCACCAUGGCCCCCCCCAGCCACCUCCUCUCCCGCUGCAAAGGGAGGUGGGGUGGCCGGAUCCAGACCCAACCACGGCUGGGGCUGGGUGAUAAAGGUGUGACAAAUCUGGGGACAAAAGGGGACUUCGGGUAGCUCUGCCUGUGACAUUUCUCCAUCGGGGCGAGGCAGGAGGUAGGGUGCUCCAAUGUAAAUCCCGGGCACCUCUGGCUUCGUCCCAUGUCCCCUGGGGUUGGUGGCUGCGACCCUGUCCCCAUGGGGUGGCCACCACGGCUCCUCUUCACCCCACAUCCUCUGUGUCCCACCACCCCAUGGCGGGGGGAGGGCUGCGAUGAUCCCCACAACCGAUGGGGAAACUGAGGCACAGAUGCCCAGACGGCCCAGGAUGGGGCAGGACCGGCCACCUCCAUCCUGGGGACAGGGCUGGCUGGCAGUGAGGCACCAGGAUGGGGACACAGGGGACACUCUGGGGGAGGGUGAGGGGGUCGUUUUGCCCCCCCGCUAUAAAUAUCUGUAUUUUCUUCUUUUAUCCAGCGUGUAAAUACGGCAGGGGGCGGGAGGGUUCUGUACCAGCUGCAGUAUUAGGGCACAGGGGGAGACCCCAAAAUGUCCGGAGAUGCCCCUGGCAUGGGCACGAGGGAACGGGGAACCAGGUCUAGGGGUGUCCCAUGGGGCAGGGUGGCCGGUGAUAGGGUGCCCUGAGCAGGUAUCAGGCAGACACGGGCACCGAGGUGUCCCCGGGAGAGGGACACAGGGAUGUCCCCGAGGUGACGCCGGCAUUGGCACCAAAACCUGGGAAUGGGGACAGAUCCUGCUGGUAAAGUCAACAGAGGUGGUGCCUGGGGAGGCGGUGGCUGGAGACAUCUCGGGGUGUCCUCUGGGGUUG
Molecule: messenger RNA, 5494 nt
Organism: Chroicocephalus ridibundus (black-headed gull)
Lineage: Eukaryota; Metazoa; Chordata; Aves; Charadriiformes; Laridae
Product: 1-phosphatidylinositol 4,5-bisphosphate phosphodiesterase gamma-1-like
Exons: 32
Coding region: 705-4592 (1295 amino acids)
Biological process (GO): release of sequestered calcium ion into cytosol; positive regulation of epithelial cell migration; phosphatidylinositol-mediated signaling
Molecular function (GO): phosphatidylinositol-4,5-bisphosphate phospholipase C activity; protein binding; calcium ion binding
Source: RefSeq, a predicted model, not a curated record